Molecule: messenger RNA, 3210 nt
Organism: Abrus precatorius (Indian licorice)
Lineage: Eukaryota; Viridiplantae; Streptophyta; Magnoliopsida; Fabales; Fabaceae
Product: copper-transporting ATPase PAA2, chloroplastic
Exons: 17
Coding region: 96-2753 (885 amino acids)
Biological process (GO): monoatomic cation transport; copper ion homeostasis
Cellular component (GO): membrane
Molecular function (GO): copper ion binding; ATP binding; ATP hydrolysis activity
Source: RefSeq, a predicted model, not a curated record
UUUGAAAUAUUCAACGAACGGCUCUACCUUAUUGAGAAAUUUAGCAGGUAACAUGAAAAUUGCGUGGUUCACAACACCUUCUCUUCUCUCCGAUUAUGGCUACUCAUCUCUUCACCCUUUCUCUUUCCCCGCAACCCAAACUCUGCUUCAAUUAUGCACCCAAUCAUGCCGUCCACUUCAGUUCUCUUCUCCCAACAAAACGGCGUCGCAGCCGCAAUCGCCACAGCCGUCAGAUUCUCCGGCCACCAUUCUUCGUAUCGAGUUCCUUCAGGACUGAGAUUGGAUCGGCGGAAUCAGAUCUCCUUCAAGGCCAGGGACAGAGCAAAGACUCGCCAGUUUUACUUGACGUCAGUGGUAUGAUGUGCGGUGCUUGCGUCUCCCGAGUCAAAAACAUCUUAUCCGCCGACGACCGUGUCGACUCAGUCGUGGUCAACAUGUUGACUGAGACCGCCGCUGUCAAAUUGUGGCGACUCGAGGAGGAACCAGCGAGUGUUGCUGAGAGCCUCGCUCGGAGAUUGAGCGAUUGCGGAUUCCCAACGAAGAGUAGGGCGUCGGGUUUAGGAGUGGCGGAAAACGUGAGGAAGUGGAAGGAUUUGGUGAAGAAGAAGGAGGAACUGGUCGCCAGGAAUCGAAGCCGUGUCGCAUUCGCUUGGACUUUGGUCGCAUUGUGCUGUGGCUCGCACGCUUCGCAUAUUUUUCAUUCUUUAGGAAUUCACAUUGCUCAUGGACCGCUUUUGGAAAUUCUUCAUAAUUCGUACGUGAAAGGUGGUUUAGCUUUGGGGUCUUUAUUGGGACCAGGACGAGAGUUACUCUUUGAUGGCCUAAACGCAUUUAAGAAGGGAUCGCCUAAUAUGAACUCUCUCGUGGGAUUUGGUUCUAUAGCCGCUUUCAUCAUUAGUUUGAUCUCGUUACUUAACCCUGGCCUAGCGUGGAAUGCAUCAUUCUUUGAUGAACCGGUCAUGCUUCUUGGUUUCGUGCUUCUAGGACGUUCUCUGGAGGAAAAGGCAAGGAUUCAGGCAUCUAGUGAUAUGAAUGAACUUCUUUCACUGAUAUCUACUCAGUCAAGACUUGUGAUUACUCCAACAGAAGGUUCGCCAUCUACUGACACUGUGCUUUGCUCUGACGCAAUUUGUGUUGAAGUCCCUACUGAUGAUGUUCGAGUAGGUGACUCAGUGUUGGUGCUGCCUGGAGAAACUAUCCCUAUAGAUGGAAGGGUCAUUUCAGGAAGAAGCGUUGUAGAUGAAUCAAUGCUAACAGGUGAAUCACUUCCUGUAUUUAAGGAAAAAGGCCUCACAGUUUCAGCAGGAACUAUAAAUUGGGAUGGUCCUUUAAGGAUUGAAGCUUCUUCAACUGGCUCCAACACAAUGAUAUCCAAGAUUGUACGCAUGGUUGAGGAUGCUCAAUCACGUGAAGCACCUGUACAAAGGCUUGCAGAUUCGAUAGCAGGGCCGUUUGUAUACAGUGUAAUGACUCUGUCAGCAGCAACAUUUGCAUUUUGGUAUUUCGUUGGAUCACACAUAUUUCCUGAUGUUUUGCUCAAUGAUAUUGCUGGUCCAGAAGGAGAUCCUUUGCUUUUGAGUUUAAAGCUCUCUGUAGAUGUAUUGGUUGUUUCUUGUCCUUGUGCAUUGGGUCUUGCCACACCGACAGCAAUCCUGGUUGGCACCUCACUUGGGGCAAGAAAAGGACUUCUUAUUAGAGGAGGGGAUGUGCUAGAACGCUUGGCCAGCAUAAAUUAUAUUGCUCUAGACAAGACAGGAACCCUCACCCAAGGAAAACCGGUUGUGUCUGCCAUAGGCUCUAUCGAUUAUGGGGAGUCAGAUAUUCUUCGGAUUGCUGCUGCAGUGGAGAAAACUGCAUCUCACCCAAUAGCAAAGGCUAUUGUCAAUAAAGCUGAGUCAUUAGAUUUGGUCCUUCCAGUUACAAAAGGGCAAUUAGUUGAACCCGGUUUUGGAACUUUAGCAGAAAUAGAUGGGCGUUUGAUUGCAGUUGGGUCUUUAGAGUGGGUUCAUGAUCGCUUCCAGAAAAGAAUGAACCCAUCUGAUUUGACAAAUCUGGAACACAGUUUGAUGAAUCAUUCAUUGAAUAAAUCUUCAAAGUAUUCGAAAACUGUUGUCUAUGUUGGACGUGAAGGAGAAGGCAUCAUUGGUGCUAUUGCCAUAUCUGACGUUGUGCGCGAUGAUGCUGAAUCUACUGUCAUGAGGCUCAAGCAGAAGGGGAUUAAAAUGGUCCUGCUGUCAGGAGACAGGGAAGAGGCAGUUGCAACAAUAGCAGAGAGAAUUGGAAUUGAAAAUGAUUUUGUCAAAGCAUCUUUGUCUCCGCAGCAGAAAUCUAGAUUUAUUUCAUCUCUGAAAGCUGCUGGACAUCAUGUUGCGAUGGUAGGUGAUGGGAUAAAUGAUGCACCCUCUUUGGCUGUAGCUGAUGUUGGGAUUGCUCUGCAGAAUGAAGCUCAAGAGAAUGCUGCCUCGGAUGCAGCAUCUAUUAUACUUCUGGGGAACAGAAUUUCACAAGUUGUUGAUGCACUAGACCUAGCACAGGCAACAAUGGCAAAAGUGUACCAAAAUUUGUCUUGGGCAGUAGCCUAUAAUGUUGUUGCCAUUCCCAUAGCGGCUGGUGUGUUACUUCCCCAAUUUGACUUUGCUAUGACACCGUCACUUUCAGGAGGAUUGAUGGCUCUGAGCUCCAUCUUUGUGGUUGGCAACUCACUGCUUCUACAGCUUCAUGGGUCUCAGACCUCCAGAAAGGUAGUCACAUAAUAAAUCCAUUAGAACAUGGAUACGUUGAAUAUAAAAUAUUCAUCGGAGGUGGUGAACCCAUAUCAUGACAGUAUGAGUACAAGCUUAUCGGAUAUCUUAUUUCAUAAUGUAACAUCAAGCUUAUGUUUUGUUCUGAUAUUUGUCCAAAAAACCGAAGUGUAUAGUUGUACUGUAUACCUCAGAUGCUCAACCUUGCCAGCAGUAAUAAAUGUAUGACACUAGGACCUGUGUUGCAGAAUGCAAAGUGCUGGCCAGUGGCUUGUGGCCUGACCUACACUUAAGACUGCAGAUAUGUUUUGGCACUUUGCUUACCGAUUACUACCACCCAGCCUAGAAUUGAGCGGCUUGUCUUUAUUUAUUUUGAUGUUGAUGUAAAUGACUUCUGCUGAUGCUGAAGUAUAGAGAGAGGAAAAGGAGAGAAAUGUGUCUGUUUUAUAAUAAAAUCUAAAAAGUUCUA